CUUGGAGCUCUGAGAGGACCAGGCCAGGGAGGAAAGCUCAACUUGUCCCUCACUUGCAGGGCUCAGUUCAAUUCAUCAGAAUCACAGAGAUCACUCAAGGUCUGGUUUUAAAACAAAACAUACUUUACUUACUGUCGAGAUGAGUGAUGAGGAAAUCACUUACUCAACUGUGAGAUUUGGUAAGUCUUCAACACUGCAAAACCGAGGAAGGCCUGAGGAGACUCAAGGGCCAAGAGGUACUGUUCACAAAGGUAAAUGUUUUAAACAUUUAAAUUCAUGUGAAUUUUAUGCCUUUCUGGGUUCUUCUACUUGGACUGUGUCUGCUCCUCCAGUGCUUUUUGAAGGAUGUGCUUUUGAUCUUGUAGAAGUGGGGGAGGAGGGGCAUGUGCCUGUCAUCCAGCUACUUCUAGAGUGUUUAGCCCCCUGGUACCUCUUUGCAAUAGCUCUGGGAAUCCUUUGUUCCCUUCUGGUGGCUGUCGCAGUGUUGGUGGCAUAUGUUUCUCAGUAUAGUGGAAACAAACAUGAAUUGCAGAAAACUCUAAACAGCCUCACUCAACAGUAUCACACCCUGCAAAGUGACAAUACCUUAAUGAAAGAAAUGCUGACAAAUAAGUCUAGAGAGCUUGAUGAACGUCAGAAGGAACUUGACUCCUCCAACAGAGAACAGAACAGAUGCUGUCGGGAAACUAAAGUUUCAGAUUGCAUUCACUUCACAGGCAAAGAUGUUGAAGGAUACUGGUUAUGUUCUGGCAUAAAAUGUUAUUUCAUAAUGGACUAUAAAGACUGGAGUGGAUGUAAACAGACUUGCCAGGACUGCAGCUUGUCACUUUUGAAGAUAGACGAUGAGCAUGAACUGAAGUUACUUCAGGUCAAAGUUAAUCCAAGAAUUUACUGGAUUGGAUUAUCGUAUGAUAAAAGAAAAAGCAAAUGGCAAUGGAUUGAUGAAGAGCCAUCUAACCUUGACUCGAAAAUAACAUAUUUCAAUCAUAAAACCGGAAGUUGUGCAUUUUUAUCUAGAACAAGACUAGAUGAUACUAACUGUGAAAAUCGUUAUCACUGCAUCUGUGAGAUGAGAAUGGAUAAAUGUUCUGAUUCACCCUCCAGCAAGAGAAUUUUGUCUUCUGUGAAAAUGGAGAGAUGUGCUGGAAGAGGUUGAAAACAUUCUUCUGAAUCUGAAUUGACAGAGCAGAGACCAUCUUCCUUCCUGGAGGAGUACAUCUUCUCAGAUACAUGGACACCCCAUUACCCCAAG
Arvicola amphibius (Eurasian water vole) is the source of this 1252-nucleotide messenger RNA. RefSeq names its product killer cell lectin-like receptor 5. Lineage: Eukaryota; Metazoa; Chordata; Mammalia; Rodentia; Cricetidae. The transcript has 9 exons. The record is from RefSeq and is a predicted model, not a curated record. Bases 140 to 1156 code for a protein of 338 amino acids.